AUGGAAAAAGACAUAAAAUCACGUUUGAUUGAAUCAGUCUGUUCGAUAAAAAAGAAAAUUAAAAAUAUGAAAAAAGAUGAAGAACUGACUAAUUUAUCAGUAAACAAAAUUUUAAGACCUGUUGUUGAGCCGUUGCAUUCACUCCUUAAAAUUGAUAAACAUAUUCAAAAUACAAUAUCGCAAAAAGAGGAUGCUUCUAAAUAUGUAGGAAAUGCAAGUUCAGAUCAUGAAAAUUUAUAUAAAACUUCAGCUAGUUUAGAUGAAAUGGAUCCACCAAAUGUGUCUGAAACUUCUAAAAAUGAUGAUAUUAUUAAAAGUCCAACUAUGAUAAAUAAAGUUUUAGAGAGGUCGUUAAAAAAGAAUGAAAUUGCAGAUAUUUAUGACAGCUUAAAUGUACCAUUUGGCGUACGCAGCGUAGGUAGAGAUUUAUUCAUGGGGAAUUCAAAAGUCAAAUUAUCCACCCUAGUUAAUCCCAGCAAUAAUGAAAAAACUAAUUUGAUAAAUAUUGAAAAUAAGCAAUAUGAACUGUCAUCCGGUUUAAGAGAAUUAUUAUUUUGUAAAAAACCUAAUUUAACAUUAGUCACAGACAAAGAUCAGCUAAUAUAUAAGGAUAUGUUGUAUAAUACAUGUGCUCAUAGACGAGAUUACAAUCCGCAGGGACAAAUAAGAGGUGACAAAAGUAUAAAAUAUCGUGACAUUAUAAACCUUUAUUUAAUGAAACUGAGC
Molecule: messenger RNA, 726 nt
Organism: Brenthis ino (lesser marbled fritillary)
Lineage: Eukaryota; Metazoa; Arthropoda; Insecta; Lepidoptera; Nymphalidae
Source: the annotation of a GenBank genome assembly